AUGGCUCAAGUGCAGUACCCUAGACCUCAACAGAACCUUCCUGAUCCAGGGAAUCAAGAUCAGAACCAAGAUGGUCAACCCGUAGCCCAGAAUCAAGGUGGUCAGCCCGUAGGUCAGAAUCAAGGUGUGCAGCCCGUAGCCCAGAACCAAGGUGGUCAGCCCGUAGCCCAGAACCAAGGUGGUCAGCCCGUAGCCCAGAACCAAGGUGGUCAAACCGUAACCCAGAACCAAGGUGCUCAGCCCGUAGGUCAGAACCAAGGUGUGCAGCCAAUCGCUCAAAAUCAGAAUGAACUUGAGUCCAUUACCUGGUCAUGGGAAAUGAAUAAGGAAUUUGAUAACACCAUGAUGUCGCACUCUAAAACUGGAAUUUCUAAUCCAAUCAAGUGGUUGGAUUUCUGUGGGAACCCCGUCGAGGUUAGCAGAGACAUGACAGCCCAUGAAAAACUAGCAGAGAAAGUGAACAUCCUAUGA
Messenger RNA from Actinia tenebrosa (Australian red waratah sea anemone), 471 nucleotides. RefSeq names its product endo-1,4-beta-xylanase C-like. The record is from RefSeq and is a predicted model, not a curated record. Lineage: Eukaryota; Metazoa; Cnidaria; Anthozoa; Actiniaria; Actiniidae.